CGAGUACGAGCGGAAGUCGCGUUUGUUGUUCUUCCUUCUGUUUCCGAGACGUUCAGGGUCUAAACGGGUUCAACAGCCGUGUCUGCAUGUCUCUACCAAUUCCCUCUAUAAAUCGUCUUCUACCGCUCCCGAAUGAAGAUUAACAGGUAUGCCAAAGGAAAAAUAUGAUCCUCCAGAUCCCCGCAGAUGUUACACCAUCAUGCCAGCGGAGGAGGCGGCCAGUGGGAAGAAGUCUUACUGGGCUGAGCUCGAGAUUUCUGGACGGGUGAGGAGUCUGAGCAGCUCGUUAUGGACGCUUACCCACCUGACGGCACUGCACAUCAACGACAACAACCUGAGCCGCAUCCCGCCAGACAUCGCCAAGCUGCCCAACCUGGUCUACCUGAACCUGUCGUCCAAUAAGCUCCGCAGCCUGCCCGCCGAACUGGGCAACAUGGUCUCUCUCAGGGAAUUGCUUUUAAACAACAAUCUUUUACGAGUUCUGCCUUAUGAACUUGGGAGGCUUUUCCAGUUACAAACCUUGGGGCUUAAAGGAAACCCUUUGUCCCAAGACAUCCUCAAUCUGUACCAGGAGCCGGACGGAACCAGAAAGCUUUUGAACUACAUGCUCGACAAUCUAGCAGUGCACCCAGAGCAGCUCCCCCAAAGACCUUGGAUCACUCUGAAAGAGCGAGACCAAAUGAGUUCCACAGCCGUGUUCACAGUCAUGUGCUACAACGUGCUGUGCGACAAGUACGCCACGCGACAGCUGUACGGCUACUGUCCAUCCUGGGCCCUCAACUGGGAGUACCGGAAGAAAGGCAUCAUGGAGGAAAUCACCAGCUGUGACGCUGACAUCAUCAGCCUGCAGGAGGUGGAGACAGAGCAGUACUACACUAUGUUUCUGGAAACACUAAAGGAGCGCGGCUACGACGGCUACUUCUGCCCAAAGUCUCGUGCCAAACUGGUUUCUGAACAGGAGAGGAAACACGUGGACGGCUGCGCUGUGUUCUUCAAGACCGAGAAGUUUACUUUGGUCCAAAAACACACUGUGGAGUUCAACCAGGUGGCCAUGGCCAACUCUGAGGGCUCAGAGGUCAUGCUGAACAGAGUGAUGACCAAAGACAACAUCGGGGUGGCCGUUCUGCUCGAGGUCAACAAGGACAUGUUCUCCAGUGGCAUGAAGCCAACACAGGAGAGGCAGCUGAUCCUGGUGGCCAACGCCCACAUGCACUGGGACCCUGAGUACUCGGACGUCAAGUUGAUUCAAACCAUGAUGUUCCUGUCGGAGCUGAAGAGCAUCGCUGAGAGGGCCUCGGGCUCCAUGGCGACCGGUUCGCCGACCUCCGACCCGUCCUCCAUCCCCAUCGUCCUGUGUGCUGACCUCAACUCGCUGCCCGACUCCGGUGUGGUGGAAUACCUGAGCAACGGAGGAGUGGCCGAGAACCACAAGGACUUCAAGGAGUUACGCUACAAUGAAUGUCUGACCAACUUCAGCUGCAACGGCAAGAAUGGCAAGAAUGGCAACUCAGAUGGGAGCAUCACACACAGCUUCCAGCUGAAGAGCGCCUACGACAGCAAUCUAAUGCCUUACACCAACUACACAUAUGACUUUAAGGGCGUUAUCGACUACAUCUUCUUCUCCAAGACCCACAUGAGUGUCCUGGGCCUGCUGGGACCGCUGGACAGCCAGUGGCUCAUCGACAACAACAUCACCGGCUGCCCCCACCCCCACGUCCCCUCGGACCACUUCUCCCUGCUGGCCCAGCUGGAGCUGCACCCUCCCCCGCCCCACUCGCUCAACCCCCUCAACGGGCUGCACCUGCCAGUCCACAGCAGCACUGCCCAUGAGACCAAGACGCUCAGAGAUUAACCCAGCGCCAUCAUCCAGCCAUCCAUUCAUCCAUCCAUCAAUUCAUCCCUCCAGUCCUUCCUGAACCAACUCCUGGGGAUGAAAUCACAAGGAAUCAUUGCUCACCUCAGACUGGUUUCUGUUUUUUUUGUUUGUUUGUUUGUUUGUUUGUUUUUUUAAAUCAAACAGCUCUUUUGUAUCCAUAACAUCAAGGACAAAUCAUUUCUGCCAGAUAUCUAAGAUGCACACUCUCACUUGUUAUUGCAGUUUUUCUCUGCAAAGAGUUUGCUGUAAACUUCACAGGAUUAUCACGACGAUCAUCGCAUGUGAUUUCUGAAUGUAAAAAUCCUGUUGUUGAAUAUCUGGCCAUGGUUUAUUUUUUUAAGUUAAUUCAGGCUGAUUUUACAAAUACGCUACAUGAGAUUUUUGGUGGCAUGAGGAUUAUCUGUUAAAGCAUUUAGCAUUCG
Messenger RNA from Epinephelus moara (kelp grouper), 2298 nucleotides. It is a transcript of the gene cnot6l, whose product is annotated as CCR4-NOT transcription complex, subunit 6-like. The coding region runs from base 149 to 1852 and encodes 567 amino acids. NCBI's taxonomy places the organism in Eukaryota, Metazoa, Chordata, Actinopteri, Perciformes, Serranidae. Gene Ontology annotation, molecular function: poly(A)-specific ribonuclease activity; protein binding. Gene Ontology annotation, cellular component: cytoplasm; nucleus; CCR4-NOT complex. The record is from RefSeq and is a predicted model, not a curated record. The transcript has 13 exons. Gene Ontology annotation, biological process: nuclear-transcribed mRNA poly(A) tail shortening.